AUGGCGACUUCAAUUGCUCGCGUACGGGCUGUAGCGAAGCUCCCGGGGCAACUCCGGACAUUCAGCUCUACUCCUAGAGUUGCUUCUGCAACGGGGGGAGUAAAGCGAUUGGGUGUUAUCGGUGCUGGACAGAUGGGACUCGGCAUCGCCCUUGUGGCUGCUCAGAGGGCACAAGUCCCAGUGACGCUUGUCGAUGCAAACAAGGCGGCCCUGGACAAGGGUAUUGCGUUCGCGGAAAAGCUUCUCGCAAAGGACGUUUCCAAGUCCAGAAUCACACAGGAGCAGGCCGACAAGGCCCGGUCCCUCCUAUCGCCAGCCUCUUCGAUUGACGAGCUGUCGGAUGUGGACUUUGUCAUUGAGGCCGUUCCUGAAAUCCCCAAGCUCAAGUUUGACAUCUUUUCCAAGCUGGCUCAGGUUUGCCCGAAGCAUGCCAUCUUGGCCACAAACACUUCAUCCAUUUCCAUCACCCGUAUUGCAGCUUCCACCACACAAGACCCGACAGACACCUCCGCGAGCUCCCGCGUCGUCUCUACCCACUUCAUGAACCCCGUCCCGAUCCAGAAGGGCGUCGAGAUCAUCAGCGGUCUGCAGACCAGCCAGGAGACGCUGGACAAGGCCGUCGCGUUCUGCAAGGCCAUGGGCAAAGUCACCUCCGUCUCCGCUGACUCCCCCGGGUUCCUCGCGAACCGUAUCCUCAUGCCCUACAUCAACGAAGCCGUCAUUUGCUUGGAGACCGGCGUCGGCGACAAGGAGUCAAUCGAUGCCAUCAUGAAGAAUGGCACCAAUGUCCCCAUGGGCCCGCUACAACUUGCCGACUUCAUCGGUCUAGACACCUGCCUCGCCAUCAUGAAGGUUCUUCACGAGGAGACUGGUGACUCAAAGUACCGGCCGAGUGUGUUGCUUCGCAAGAUGGUCGAUGCUGGUUGGAUGGGAAAGAAGAGCGGAAAGGGAUUCUAUGACUACUAA
Colletotrichum godetiae is the source of this 966-nucleotide messenger RNA. RefSeq names its product 3-hydroxyacyl-CoA dehydrogenase. The transcript has 3 exons. The record is from RefSeq and is a predicted model, not a curated record. NCBI's taxonomy places the organism in Eukaryota, Fungi, Ascomycota, Sordariomycetes, Glomerellales, Glomerellaceae. The coding region runs from base 1 to 966 and encodes 321 amino acids. Gene Ontology annotation, biological process: fatty acid metabolic process. Gene Ontology annotation, molecular function: NAD+ binding; oxidoreductase activity, acting on the CH-OH group of donors, NAD or NADP as acceptor.